CACUCCACCAGUAGAGUCUUCUUCUUCGCUCGCUCUCAUUCCAAUCUUGUCUUGUCUUGUCUGUUCCAAAUUCAUUUGCAUCUCCACAUUGUCUCCGCACUUUCGUUCUUCUCCAUCGGCACCACUUCGCACUCAACUUCUCUCACUCAAUUGUGAAUCCGUAUUUCUAGUGCUUCCAUCAUGACGCAGAGGCACACGAUUAUCUUAUUGCAGCCUACUCAAAAUCGGGCCACACGCACCUUCAUAGAUUACCAGUCUGUCCCAGAUGCUAUGGAUGGUAUUUGUGGAUUGUUUGAGAAGAGAUUGAAAGAUGCAAAUCCCAACCUACGGAACAUCACAUAUGAUAUCUCGGACUUGUACAAAUAUAUUGAUGCUCUCACUGACAUGAGUGCUCUCGUGUUCAAUCCAACUAUCCUAGCUUAUGCACCUUUUGAUCGAUCCUGGAUCAAGCAGCAGGCCUUCGAACGGCUGAAGGCGUUGGCCAGGGAUUAGAACCAGCAGACUUCUUUGCUCAUUUUGUGGAAUGGAUGCGAAUACAGGAAAGUCGUGAAGCCUGCUGUGGCCAUGACGAUUAGGUGACAUACGUGACACAUGCGAUGAUUAUGGUGGAGUGAACCGUUGGUUUUAAUUAGUUUCCUGAUUCUCAACACGUACCACUGCGAAGAUUGCCUGAUUUCAAUAUGUUCCAGAUCGGUACAGGAGUGAGGCGAGGAAGACCUGUGUCUUAAUCUGACUCUGAUGUGUCUUAGCGUUGGUUUUCUAUAUUUUUGAGCCAGUAUGAUUCCGUGAACAAAUGCCUUCAUGGUUCAUAAACAAAUCAUUUGUUUUCGAUUCAAAUUAACUUUGUAAAGUCAAUUUGUGUGAGCAA
Messenger RNA from Physcomitrium patens, 868 nucleotides. Its product is annotated as enhancer of rudimentary homolog. The record is from RefSeq and is a predicted model, not a curated record. NCBI's taxonomy places the organism in Eukaryota, Viridiplantae, Streptophyta, Bryopsida, Funariales, Funariaceae.